ACGCCUCCCAGCGAGGCCUCGCCCCCUCCGGGCCCAGCCGCCGGCUUCCGCUUCCGCUCCGGGCGGCGGCGGCGGCGGCGGCGGGCAGGGGCGAUCCUGUGGAAUUCGGGCCCUGCCGGCGUCUGCCCGCCACAGUCCUGCGUGGGGGAAGGCGGCACUGCCAUGCGGGGAGCCCCUGGGCGGGAGCACCAUGCCCUUCCUGCACGGCUUCCGCAGGAUCAUCUUCGAGUACCAGCCCCUGGUGGACGAGAUCUUGGGGCUGCUGGCGCUGCGGGAUGCGAGGCAGAGCGCGCUUGAGAGCCCUGCCUGCCUGGGCAGCGACAGGAGCCAGCUCUCGGCUGUGAGGCGAGUUUUGGAGAGGGAGACCCACUCCCCGUUCUACCAGGAAGGCGUGAGCUAUGCCCUGCUGAAGGUCACCGAGCUGGGGCUCGUCGCCGCCGCAGAAAUCCUCCUGGAGUUCGGCGCCGACCUCAGCUUUGAAGACCCCGUUACCUACUACACCCCGCUGCACAUCGCGGUGCUCCGCAACCAGCCGGACAUGGUGGAGCUGCUGGUGCGCCACGGGGCGGACAUCAACCGCAGAGACCGGAUCCAUGAGAGCAGUCCCCUUGAUCUGGCCAGCGAGGAGCCCGAGCGGCUGUCGUGCCUCCAGAGGCUGCUUCAGCUGGGGGCCGACGUCAACGCAGCCGACAAAAACGGAAAGACAGCGUUGCUGCACGCCCUGGCCAGCAGCGACGGCGUCCAGAUCCACAACACCGAGAGCGUCCGUCUCCUGCUGGAAGGAGGUGCAGACGUCAGGGCCACCACCAAAGACGGCGACACCGUCUUCACCUACGUCAUCUUCCUGCUGGGCGAGGUGGCGUGCAGCAGCGCGGAGGAGGCGCGGGUGACAAACCGCUUCUGCUUCCGCGUCACCCAGCUGCUGCUGGCCCACGGUGCCAACCCCAGCGAGUGCCCGGCCCCCGAGUCCCUCACCCACCUCUGCCUCAGCAACUUCAAGCACCACUUCCCGCUCCUGCGCUUCCUGCUCGAGUCGGGCGCUGCCUACAACUGCUGCCUCCACGGCCCCGCCUGCUGGUCGGGCUUCCAGAUCGUCUUCGAGUGCCUCUGCUCUCACCUCAGUGGCUCCGAAGAUGACGGCUUCUACGCAGACCUCAUCCAGAAGGGGCAGACUCUGCUGGAGCUCAUGAUGGCCAGCUCACAAGCCGUCCGGCUGCCCAGCAACUUUGAGGUCAACACCAGCAGCUGCAGGUACCACGGGGAAAAGAUCAGGACUCUCUUCUGCUCCCUGAAGCAGCUGGAGCACACCCCCCAGGCACUGAAACAUCUCUGCAGGGUGUUUAUCCGGCAGCGCCUUAAGCCUUGGCCAGUAGACGUUAAAAUCAAGGCUCUACCUCUUCCGGACAGGCUGAAGUGGUACCUCCUCAUCGACCACGCCGCUGUUGGGCACGAGGACCUCUGAGCCUGGCUGGUGCCUCUCCGUCUCCCCUCUCCGCAGUCAUGGUGCCCGUGGCCGGCCAGCAGAUGGCUGACCUGCACCAGUUCUCCCUGCAGCGAGAGGUGCUGCCCUCCCCGCGCCCACGGGGCCUCUCGGCUGUGUUUCAGGGCUGUGCUUCUCUGUGCACGGUGCUGCACGCGCGUCCGUGGAGGCUCUGAAACGAACGUGCUGGUUUUUGAUUUUAUUUUACACCAGAAGGAGCCCAGGGGUACUCCUGGGGCACGCUGUGGGGGGGGCGGAGGGGGCCGCUGGGAAUCGGGGAGAUGGACGCUGGGGAGGAAGGUUUGUGGGGACGUUAGGCGGACGGCCGGCGGGGCAGUGUGACUGCACAGGUCCCCUCCUUCCAGCCCUGCUGGCUUUGGGGUGGGCGAAGCGGUGCCUUGGACGAGUGGCAGAGCCGUGAGGCGCCUCGGGAUGCCGAGAGAGGAGUUGCUGCCUGAGCAGGAGCACGGAGAGGUGCCAACGGUCGGGCCCGGUGCAGCCAGACCUCCAGGGGAGCGCUGGCAUCCAGCUCCGUGCCUCCUGUUCUGUUGGGGGAAGCAGCUGAGGCGGAGGCGGGUCCUGCCUUGAUGUGGUGCUUUCCUCGCUCACCUGGGCUUCUGAGAACGGGAGCGUGGAGGGGUUGAGGGGGAGCAGGGCUGGCAGCAGCAGCCUGGCUGUUGAGCACCCUCAGAGCUUUUGCCAAGAGCGCUCGAUCCUCUCGGCACAGGGGACCAUCCACCAACGUGUCUUGGAGGCGCUGGGCUCCAAGACAAGUGGCUGUUCCUCGGUGUGUUGUGUGUGCAAGGAGGAGGAAAGGGCAGCUGACUGCUCGGUGCCUUGCUCCUCCCCGUCCCUUGGCCCCUUACGCGCUCCUUUCCCUGCCUGACUGCACGCUGGACGUUGAGCUCCAGCGCCUCUUGCCCAGGAACAAAAAAUUGCAGCAGAGCUCAGGGUUUUCUUGCCAGGCUGCUACAGGAAGCCCCGACCUUUGGAACUGUGCCUGAAGGUCCCGAGUCCCAGCCUGCCACAGCUGUCUGGCAGCUCCUAGGCAUCCGCUUCCUUGUGAAGACCAAAAGAUGCCGUGGAGCUGAGCCUUCCCCCUGCCCCAGAACAGGUGCAAAAGAGGAAGGAAAUCUCCCGUGAGCAGGUAUUUACAGCAAGCAGAGCUGGGAUCCGCAGGGGUGUCUCCCCACCCUGCGCUCCUGGCAGCAGCUCCUGUUCUUCACCUUCUCCCACCCUGUGGAAUCGGGGCUGUGCGUCUUGAGGAACCGAUGUUUAAAAAAAAAAAAAAAUACAAAACGAAAAUGUGAACUACCCCCCUGCUGUCUGGAAUUGAAAAAGAGCAAUUAAACAAGGCCUUUUGUAA
Molecule: messenger RNA, 2846 nt
Organism: Cygnus olor (mute swan)
Lineage: Eukaryota; Metazoa; Chordata; Aves; Anseriformes; Anatidae
Gene: ASB6
Product: ankyrin repeat and SOCS box containing 6
Exons: 7
Coding region: 191-1462 (423 amino acids)
Biological process (GO): intracellular signal transduction; protein ubiquitination
Cellular component (GO): BRCA1-BARD1 complex
Molecular function (GO): protein binding
Source: RefSeq, a predicted model, not a curated record